AUGGGAGUGUAUCAAAGUGUCAAAGAUGAUGUCCGUACCGACGUGACCUGGAAUCGGGUUGCAAAGUACGGUACUAAAGGCCUCAGGGCCGCCCCAGCGGCAGCACUGUUAUAUGUCAUGGAGAAAGUCCCCAUAAUCGGGUGGCUUCCUCGUUACGAUUACCGGUGGAUCGUCAAUGACUUUGUGGCUGGCUUGACUCUUGCACUCAUGCUUAUACCCCAGAGUCUCGCCUACGCAAAAAUCGCUGCCAUCCCUGUGCAGUAUGGAUUACUCUCUAGCUGGCUCCCUGCGCUGAUUUAUGCGUUCAUGGGUACAUCCAAGGAUCUCUCUACUGGUCCAACAUCACUUAUCGGUCUACUCACGGCGGAUGUCGUUGAAGAUCUCACAAAAGAAGGCUAUACCGCGCAGGCCGUUGCAUCAGCCGUGGCUCUCAUGAUGGGCGUCUACGGCAUGCUCUUGGGGUUCUUGAAGCUUGGCUUCAUUCUAGAUUUCAUUUCCAUCCCUACCCUUACUGGAUUCAUAUCUGCCGCUGCCAUCACUAUUGGUCUUGGUCAAAUUGCGAAUUUGAUUGGUGAGAAAAAUGUCGGUACUGGAACAGCCAAUAUCAUCCAUGAUGUGUUCACAAACCUUGGCACUUGCAAUGGCAGAGCUGCAGGUAUUGGACUGUCUGGAGUUGUUUUAUUAAUAUUGCUCCAAAAAGCAGGAGAUAAAUGGGGUGCAAAGAACAGGGUCAUCUGGUUCUUGUCCAUCACUCGUGCCUUUAUCGCACUUCUCCUGUUCACUGGUAUCAGCUAUGGCGUCAACAAAGGCCUCGAUCCCAAGCACUUCCUAUUUGAGGUCAGCAAGGUGCCCAAGAGUGCCAUUGUUCACCCAAGGAUGCCAGAUGCCAACCUCAUCAAUAAGGUGGUCGGCAGGAGUAUUGCUGCCUUCAUUGCAUCUACUGUCGAGCACCUAGCCAUCGCCAGGGCCUUCGGAGCUAGGAACAACUAUGUCACAGACGCCAGUCAGGAGCUUUGUUAUUAUGGGAUCACCAACUUCUUCAACUCCUUCUUCGGAGCGAUGGGUGUUGGCGGUGCCAUGUCCAGAACUGCCGUCAAUUCCCAAUGUAAAGUCAGAUCACCACUUUCUGGCUUCGUCACGACGGCAUUCGUCAUUCUGUCGAUUUAUAAAUUCACUGGUGCUCUUUACUGGAUCCCCAAAGCCACUCUUGCAGCUAUCAUCAUCACUGCGAUCUGGCCCCUCAUAGGCACUCCCAAGAUCUACUACCAAUUUUGGAAAACGUCGCUUGCUGAUUUUAUCGCCGCCAUGGUCUCUUUCUGGGUCUCGCUUUUCGUCAGUACUGAAAUUGGGAUCGGCAGUGCCGUUGCUUGGAAUGUUGUGUAUUGUCUGCUCCGACAGGUCUUCCUUCGAGUAACUCAUGUCGGGGUUGAGUCUCGAUCCGAACUAUCUGCGUCCUUGGACUCGGUAAGGGGGUUGCCACCAAGUAUUCCUUCCGACAUCCGUGUGUUCCAGUUCAAUGAGUCUUUCUUCUUCCCCAAUGCACAUCGAUUGCGAAAAGUUAUAUUCGACGUGGUACAAACCUACCAUGCACCAGCAUAUAGCAGUAUCAACGGUGCUGAGGCUGACAGAACUUGGUCUGUCGAAGGAGAGCGGCGUGUUGCCAGGCUUCGAAGGAAAGCAAAGACAGCAGAUCAGAACCUCCCACCAAUCCACAUCAUCAUCCUCGAUUUUACGAAAGUCAACUAUAUCGACACCACUGCGACCUCGGCUCUCAAGGGCUUCUUCACUGAAGCCAUGAAAUAUGGCGGUGAUCAGCUUGAGAUACGUUUUGCCAAUGUCUCCGAGCAUGUUCGGUCGAGAUUUGAGCGUGCCGGAUGGCUCUUGCUGGAUCAUGACGCUUCAAAUGAUGAGCGAGGGCUGACAUCGGUCAGGUCUUUUAGAACCGUCACUGAGGCCGUUCUGGCGCCACGGAAACCUGACGAAGUCUUCGAGGUCGUCGUAAAGCAGGACUCAGAAGAUAAUGUAAACGUCGCCCAUAACGAGAAGCAGGUGUGA
Molecule: messenger RNA, 2055 nt
Organism: Exophiala bonariae
Lineage: Eukaryota; Fungi; Ascomycota; Eurotiomycetes; Chaetothyriales; Herpotrichiellaceae
Exons: 3
Coding region: 1-2055 (684 amino acids)
Biological process (GO): transmembrane transport
Cellular component (GO): plasma membrane
Molecular function (GO): sulfate transmembrane transporter activity
Source: RefSeq, a predicted model, not a curated record